AUGUCUCAGGACCCCGAUCACCCACCGGCCAAGAGAUUCAAGCCGGGCUCUCCUCCAUUUCACGCCAGCCGGAGAGCGGCCAUGCAGCCCGGACACAGAAAGCCCCCGGUGCCCAUGGAGCUGCAGCGGCGGAGCCUCCCCAUCUACCAUGUCCGAGCUCAGCUCAUAGGACAGCUCCGGCAGCUGGACAGUGCGGUCAUCAUCGGUGAGAGGCUAAAAACACCGUGCUGUCAUUAAUGGGGCCAGCUCUGUUACCAUGGAGGCUUUAUACAGUACUGGUCCUGGACAGAAAUAUUGGGUCACCACGAAAACCACUGGCCAACCCCUAUCAUUCCUAUCCAGGAACACACACAUAUGUACACAUUCCAACCACAUACUUUCCAGGAACACACAGAUUGUGUACACAUUCCAACAUAAACACAGAUUGUGUACACAUUCCAACCACACACUUUCCAGGAACACACAGAUAUGUACACAUUCCAACAUAAACACAGAUUGUGUACACAUUCCAACAUAAACACAGAUUGUGUACACAUUCCAACCAUACACUUCCCAGGAACACACAGAUAUGUACACAUUCUGACAUACACAUUCCCAGGCAUGGGAAUGAAACUGGCAGUAUACAUGUAAAACGCACAGACAACACAUCCAUCACACACAUUACACAGCCUCCACACUUUACAAUAUUGUGAGAUUUAUUACAGUGGAGCUCUGUGAUACUGUCUUACAAUAUAUUAUUCUGUGCUUCGUAGCUGUGGAGCUCUGUGAUACACCAAUGUGCAUAUUAUUGUGGAGGAGCUCACUGAUACAUUCAUACAUGCUGUAUGUUACUGUGAGUUCAUAAAGACUGUGUUGGAAUUUAACCGAAAUGCCAACCCAGUCAAAAGAUAACAUUGGACAAAGUGACUAUUUUCCUACAUUCGACAAAUAGGUGGAUCUGCUUCUGUCAAGCCUUCAUUUGUCGCUUGUGAUGGUUGAGGGGAAAAGUGUUGUGUGGCAAAAAUGUUUUAAAUCAAUGAUCUUUGUGUUUGUAUGUGUACUAUAUGUGAGAGGUGGCAAAAUGCAUCUUCUAGUGUAAGUAAAAGUUAUUACACUAGCUUUUUUUUUUUUUCAUAUUGAGAAGCAUUAUGAAUGCAUUGCCACGGUCAGUGGAGUACUUCUGAAUCCAUUGCUUCUGUUUGGGAAUUAUUCAUGGCUUUCGGGAGCAUCAUACUAUGCGUGAUGUUGCCGAACGUAAAGACUUUAGAUAAUUGAACUUUUCAACGAGGAAUCUCUAGUAGCUGUCAAUCUGACAGUUUCUAGUUCUUGGCAGAAUGUAACCAUUGAGAGUGCCUAACUGAGGCUUUCAGCUAGUUAGUCCGCCUUGCAUGACCAGGUUUAGCUCAGUGGAGCUAACAGAAGGUCCUUGCAAAGCUUUCAGCUCCACAUGCACAUGGCAGAUUCUAAGUCAGUUGUCAAACCUAUUGCAAAUGUGUAUUCCUGAUACUAUAGUUUUGAAACUAGAGGUUCGUGGUUAAAAAAGGUGUAAAACUCACCUUUUCCCCCACCAUCAAGCAGGUUUGCUGCGGCUAGCCCUGCGCCAUUCCACCUCCAUGGCUGAGAUGAUCAAUCUUGAUUUAUACAGCAAAAUGCUGCUCUGCACUAAUCAGCAUCUCCUCAUAGAGAUGCAUUGAAUGAAUGCAUCUCUAUGAGGAACCUUCAUCGGCUUCAUGGAGGCGCUGAACGUCAUUUGCAGCACUAACUAAGGAGUCUGAGUGACGCCCACUGGAGGUGUUACUAGGCAGUAAUGUAAACACAUUAAACUGUAGUUGUUCUGGUGAUUAUAGUGUCAUUCUAUGCUAAAGUUGUUGAUUCUUAGAAUAUCUUUUGAGGAAUAAAAAAGCAUAUGCAAAUUUAGAGAAAAAAAAGUAAUCCGUUUUAGGCAAAAGGCACGUUUGCAAAAACGAUACUGAAAACCUGCCAGAGGCAAUAAAGAAAAUACUUUUAAUACAUUUGAAAGUGGCAGAUUUGUAAACACUCCCCCCUUCCUCUCCUUCACCCCCCCCGAAAAAGAAAAUAACAACAACAAACAGAUAAGGAGAAAUGAGGAAUAUUUUGAUUGGAAUACAAAGAAAACGCACCAGAAAUAAAACCACAAAAAUGUUAACAUGAAACUUUUUAUUAGAACAACAUUAAUAGCCCAAUGAUGAACAGUAAUUUUAAUCUCUAGAGCGUUUAAAUUUGCUGUACAGCAUUGGCCUCUUAGAUUUCAAGUAACAAUUUUCUUUAUUUUUAAGCACCAUUAAUAGUAAUUACUAAAUAACUGUAAGUCUGAUGAAUGUUCUACUUUGUGUAAAUAUUGGUGUUUUAUUUUGCAGGUGAGACAGGCUCUGGUAAAACCACUCAGAUCCCUCAGUACCUCUAUGAAGCCAGCAUUGGGCGGCAAGGUAUCAUAGGUGUGACACAGCCUCGGAGGGUGGCUGCUAUAACCCUUGCAACUAGGGUCUCAGAGGAGAAGAAAACGGAACUAAGUAAACUUGUAAGUACCGGUAACUUCACUGCUGUGCUUUUUAAUCACCAGUGUGCCUCCUUUUGCAUUCUGUUUUAAUUUGCUGAUAAACAAACAGAGAAAAGACAGCAACUCAAAAGCAUGCCCUUUUGGGUAUUUCAAACUCUGGUCUCUUACAAGUUUUAGUUCAUGAUUUAUUUUAUUACAAAGUGAACCUAGACUUUUUGCCUCUCAGAAUGAUCCUAGCCACCUGGGCAGUUCAGAACUGUAAUGCUAGGAAGCAAAUAAUAUGGCAAACCUAGAUGACCUUUUGGGCUUUGGUGGGCCUGGUCAGUGAGAUGUGGCUGAUAUGCCUCUAGACACUUUUGGGAGGCCAUAAUAAUUUUCAAGCUAACAAUAACUUAGUUCUAUUGCUUGAGAUUCUUAGAUUCCUUCUCAGCACACCCCUGCCUUGUCAUAUUGCUUCCUUGGUCCCUUUGUGUCCCCUAAACUUCUUGUUCGCUCAUGAUUUCUCUUCUGAUUUCUUUAUGAUCUUUUCCAUAUAUAUAUAUAUGGAAUACUCUUAUUCUGCUUUGCUUGUGAAAUCUGAUUUCACACAUACAAAUAUUAAUAAUGAGCACUAGUUUUGCUAUUUUGUCUUGGCUUUUGUGACUAUGAUAAUAUUGCCAUGCCAAAAUGUAUGGCUAUAUCUUUACAUUAAAUGCAGUGUUUACCAUAGCCACCAUGUUUUCAGGGACACAUAUCACAUAUACAUAUUGAUGGCAGCACAUGAAAAUGGUUUCUCUGUAGUAAUUCAGAAGAAGGUGUAUUAGUUAAGCAAUAGGGCAAUGAAGAAUCCUGCAUAAUAUGCAUUAUAUGUACUGCAGGGCAACCCUUUAAUACAUUUUCAUAAAUAUGACAUUUUAUUUGUCCCUGAAAACAUGAUGGAUCUGGUCACCCUGUUUUAAAUGAGGCUUUAAAAAAAAAAAAAAAGUUAUCUGUCCAUGUAAGUAGAUGUAUGUUUUAAUUUAUAUAAUGCUCUCAUAUAUUUUUAGAUUGCUUUAUACUUCCUUUUGCUUGUAAAAUAAAGUCCCAUGCAAAGCUCUAAUUAUAAUUGUUGAUACCUGAGCAAUUCAGAACUAGACUCGCUAGAAUUGUGAAGGUUAGAGCAGCUAUGAGAACUGUCACAGCAAUGUAUGCCAUCUAUUUGUACAAUGGCCCUAUACAAUUGCUAGUGAUUUCUCUUUACCACAAGGUUUGAGUAGUCUUUUUUUUUUUUUUUUUGCUAUGGUUGGUAAAGCUCCACACAUUAUAAAGGUGUGAAUUGAUGUUUAAUUUUUACUAACUGAAAUAUGCUACUUGGAGUCUGAUCCCUGUAAAUGUGGUGGUGUUUUUUUUGCCCCCUCUGUGGUCAUCCUUUCCUCCAUUUUGCUAGGUAAAAGUGACCCAGUUUUCUUGUUUGAUCAUACUUAAACAUGAAUUUAAUUUGUCAGGUGGGAUACACAGUACGUUUUGAAGAUGCCACAUCAGAAGAGACAAAAAUCAAGUUCCUCACUGAUGGAAUGCUGCUCCGUGAGGCGAUUGGAGACCCACUUCUACGUAAAUAUAGUGUCAUCAUUUUGGAUGAGGCCCACGAAAGAACAGUGCAUACUGAUGUGCUCUUUGGGGUUGUAAAAGCUGCACAAAAGAAAAGACGGGAGCUUGGGAAACUACCUCUCAAAGUAAGAACAGCCUUAAUCUAAAAGGGUGAAAAGGUAUUUUGACAAUAUCAUACAAAGUUAUUUAAAUUCUUAAUUAUUGCAUGAAAGCUUCAGCAAAUCCCACUUUAUCCUCCAUUCAAAGAGAAUCAAAUGGAUCGCUUAUCCGAAAAAUGUGCGGACGGCUGAUCUCUUUACUACAAGAAACGUAGUGAAUAUGUAUUGCUAGCCAAAGCAACUAGUGAAUAAACAAUACUCAAUAAGUUAGUUUGAAUUAAAAAAACAACAAAUUUUGUUUGUUUGAGUAGCCUGCAUAUGUACAUCAAAACAAUCAAUUCAGUCUGUGGUUAUCAGCACAGAGAUAAAAAUGUCUUGUUACAAGGGAAAUCCUCCUCUGGGCAUCAUUUCUGCUUGCCCUUCAGCCUAAGGGAAAGCAAAGCCUGCAAGGUGAAGGAAGGAUGAGGGGCAGGCUCUGUGUGAGUGCAGCAGCGCAAUAAAAAGUGCCAGAAUUAUUUAUUGUAGAAUUAACUGGCAUGACAAUGGAGACAGAGAACAGAUAUUUUAUUUACAUAUAAAAAAGCCAACAUAAGGUAUUGGUGACUUUUAACCUGUUACGGGAAGGAAGUAUGUCCUUCCCAAAUGGGGUUAUGCAGUCGAAUUGUGUCUAAAAACACCACCCACUGAAAAUAUGAUUUGUGAUUUCAACAAGAGACAGGGGUAAUGGAAAUACAAUAAAACAUGAGCUUUUAACUGUAUUAAGGGAGAAACACUUAAUUGUAUAAUGUGAGUCAAGCCAAGUGGUAAGAUAACUGAAAACCCAUAUAAUUAAUGACAGGGUCACAUUAAAUAGUAUGUUAUGAUAGUAGAGGAGCUGUAUAUUGCUCUCUGCUUACUACCAGUGUUGUGCCAUUACUGCAAUGUGCCUCGUCUGGCACCCCAUUAAUUGCUGUUUUCAUACCUUACAGGUAAUGAUUAUGUCUGCCACAAUGGACGUGGAUUUGUUUUCUCAGUACUUUAACGGUGCUCCGGUUCUUUACCUCGAAGGUAGACAGCAUCCCAUCCAAGUCUUCUACAGCAAGCAGUCACAAAGUGACUAUCUUCAAGCUGCGCUGGUCACAGUCUUCCAGAUUCAUCAGGUAUUGGUUGUCAGACUCUGCAGUCAUGAGAUAGGUGUAAAAUCUGAAUGCGAUAUCUGUAUAUGUAUAUAUUAUCGGUAGUUGAGCGACUGAAACCACGUAAUCUUUGCAACAUAUAGGUCAGGAAACUACUACUCUACUAGUCUUGCUUGACUGAACAGAAGAUGUCAUCUAUUGUCUUUGGGCAACAAAAGCAGUACACAUCACAAUAACGAAUGUGAAACAUAAUCUAAUGAUGUUGCUAGCAGUGUGCAAUAUUUGGUGAUGUAACUUAUCUUGUUUUUUAUUUAACAAUUUAAAGUGACACUCUGAGCACCAAAACAGCAUACGUUUAAUAAAUCUCUUUUGGUGUAUAGAUCAUGUCCCUGCAGUCCCACUGCUCAUAUCUUUGUCAUUUUGGGGUUAAAUCACUUUUGUUUUUGUUUAUGUACCCCUAACCACUUCUCCCCUAGCUGUGACUGACACGGCAUACAUUUAAAAAAAAAAUGGUUUUAUUUUCAGUCAGAUGAGACAGUGCAGCCUGUUUACUGAACUUGUUUUUUUUUUUUUUUAACUUUGUGUAAUAAGGUAGCAUAAAAAUGAUUACUAUGUUUUCAGGAAAUGUGUAGAGGCUGUGUGAGUCUAAGCCAAAGAGGUGUGGCUGGAGCUGCAAUUAAGUGGCUUAACUUCUUAAUGGCAGAGAAUUGAGCAGUGAGACUGUAGGAUAGGUGUGCCCAAUUGGAGGUGUGCCUUGAUGUGUUAAAACUACAGCUUCCAUGAUGCUUUGUCAUUCUAAAGGCAUGCACAGCAUCAUGGGAGUUGUAGUCCUACAACGUUAAGCUAAGAUUGUUUAGGUUCUUAGUUUCCCAUUAAGUAAUUUGCAACAGAUGUUACAUACAACACGAGUAUGCUGUACAAGCAUACACGUGUUUAAAAAGCAAACACUACUUCGGCAUUUGUGACAGAAUGCCUGCAACAACCACAAUGAAAACACUUGCUUAGCCGUCUACAGCCUGAAUCUCUUCACUGACAUUUAUUGAGCACUAAUAACGUGUUCUAUACUUUUCUGGUUUAAUGAGUGUUCUGUAUGAUUAUUACCGUUUCAGCACAUAGUGUGCAAACCAAAAAAAUCACCCCUUCCCUGUUCCAAGAUGUGCACUAUAAAAUUGUAUCAUAACAACUACAAUUCUAUAUCUACUGUGGUUAAUAUGUUGGUAUAGAAAUCCUAUUAUCAUGCAUUUUAUAACCUAUUACCCCUUUUAACCAAUUUUUUUGGUAAUUAAAUUUACCAUUGGUCAUUCCAGGUCAGCUGUUAGUAGCUGUUGCAUGACCCACUAACCACUGGAGAUUUUCAUGUAAUCUUCAGCAUUUAAGAAUAAAUGUAUUCUGUGAAGUAGUAUGACAAAAUAGCAUAGUGACAGCGAAUUUCCAUUGCAAGCAAACUGACUACAUCACACAGUAUUAUUUGCUGCAAGAGAGCAGUAAUAAAGGUGUGUGUGUGUGUGUGUGUGUGUGUGUGUGUGUCAAACAUCUCUGCAUCAUCAGUUACCACCAGUGAGAUUAAUAACGAUGAUGGACUGACACAUAGCCAUCUUUACACUCAAACACCUAGAAGACCCUCCUUUGUAGUGUUUAUAGUAUAUUUUCACAUACAGAUGGUCUCUAACAUAUACCACUCCCUCCCAUCAUACUUUGAAAGCCACACAUACAGGCCUCAUUUUAUUUCUUUUUUAUUAGCAAUGUUCCAUAAUUUUUUUUGAAUUCUUUAUUUUUGUUGUGCAUGGUUUGACAGUAGGAUAUACGUUGCCACAACAGCAAACAUAAUCACAUCAAUAACAUAGAUGUACACAUAUGUGGCAUAGAAGUGAAAGCACAUUUUUAAAACAUUUUUUAAACGUAGUAAGGCAAUCUAGUGGUAUAUGUUAUGCAAGUAUCAACAAUAGUUAGAUUAUGGUAAGGCUUAUGGCAUUGCUUUUCUGAGAAGGGUAAAUAUUUAUGCCAUAGUGACAGGAGCUUAAAGUCAGAUAGUAGUAGUCAGAGAAGAGACAAAAAGGGAAAGCAUUGGAUGUACAUUCUUCUUAGCAAUGGAUUUUUAACGUUGUGAAUCAUAUAUGUCUGCAUGUAAGACCAAGUAGAAAAUUUAUAAGCAAUAGACCACUGACAUGAGGGGUAUUAACUUAAAUGGUCGUGUGAGCCAGUAGGCAAGUGACCACUGGAGUCGAGCAGGACCCCGCGCAGCUACAAAGCUCUGGGUGGGGUCUGGUGGGGAGAAGAGGCCAAAAAGGGCAAAGUGGCAGCGGUGUACCGCUGUGCAUCUUAGGUCUGAAGCUGCCAGUGGGUUACGUGUAGCUGCUGUUUCUAACAAAGUCCACAUGUUUUGGGGCUGCGGGUGUCUCUGUGCUUGCAUGCCAGGAUCAGUCUUCCUAGACCCCGGUCUGGUACCCCAGCUGCUCGGCACAUAACGAGAGAAUUGAGGUACGUCCUGUUCCGACUGCUUAGCUCCAGUUGGUAGAUACACGCUGCGAACAUGGCUCCGUUGCUCGCCACGUGUGUCCGGCCCCCCCCCAGAGAGGGUCUGUUGCUGGCGGCGGAUCCAGUUACUUGCACGGUCUCCCUCUCUCCCAGCGCUGUAUCCCUCGAGUAUCUGGCUUUGGGGACCUCCGCCGGAGUGGUUGGCUUGGUCGCAGCUUAGAGAGACUCCGUGUUGUAGGGGUAGAUGGUGGAGAGUCAGAAGCUGCCGCCAUCUUGCAAGGUUAGCCUCGGAUGUUUCUUGUGCCCCAGCCUCCCCACCUCUCUUCUCAGUGGGGACCGGGAUGACCCCCCCGGCCCAAAGGGGGGGGAAACGGGACCGGCAAGCUGCUCUGGCAAUCAGCGUGUGGCAGCUGGGAAGGGAGGCCUGGCAGCGGCCGUCCACCUCGCUCCCCUCCCGAGUAGGCCGCAGCCCUCGAAGCUUCGGUCUUCCACUAUGGGGUCCAAAGCUCCCGAUCUCAGGGUCCGCUACCUCUCCCACAGCCGUGUGUAUUUUGUAGGCUUGUCGGUUAUCAUAAUAAUCUGCCAUUUGUAGCUUAAGAGGCCCGAUCGCUCCGGAGCCUCUCCUGCAUGCGACCGGUUAGCAUGGCGGUCCGGCCCCGCCCCCAUGUUCCAUAAUUAAAAAUGAAAACUCCUAUGCUAUUAGCCAGGCCUUAAGUUACUGGCCACUGCAAGCCAUAGUAUGCUCAACAGGUGAAUUUCUGCUACAUUUUCACUUGCAAUUUGUUAGCGGCAAGUUGAAAUUUUGAGCCCUGGUCUAGUUAAUGAGAUUUAAUAUUCCCAUUACAAAUAUCAUAAUGUACUCAUAUAGACUCCAAUAGACUGGAAUUGAGUAACUUGAUUUAUCUAUUAGAUACACAAAAUGUAGAGGGAAAUUUAUUGAUACAUGCUUGUCUUUAAACAGUAUACACGUUUUAACCCCUUGUUCUCAUGAUCCUUUUGAUGUACUUGUCAUGAUGCUUAUAUGAAUUAUUUUGCUGUUCCCAAAGGAGGCACAGCCAUCUCAUGAUAUUUUGGUGUUUUUGACGGGUCAGGAAGAGAUUGAAGCGAUGACAAAAACAUGUAGGGACAUAGCAAAGCACCUCCCUGAUGGUUGCCCACAGAUGAUGGUGAUGCCUCUUUAUGCCUCUUUACCACAUUCUCAACAGCUGCGAGUGUUUCAGAGUACACCAAAGGUGAGUUUGUAUACGGUGGUUACCAUUGUUUGCAUUGCAGUCCUUAAAAUAUACAUUAAACUUCUACUGUAUGUAAAUGCUGCCAUUGUUUGAGGUCUGUAGUUUUUAUUAUGCAUAGACAAAUAGCAGUCCUGGUUCUCUACAUUCUAAAAACGUUUUUUCCCAAUAAUAGGUAAUUUAGCAUUUUUUUAAUUUUUGCACAUAUUAAAGUAAUUGGAAUGGAUGGAGCAAUGAAAACAGUAAUGAAAUAAGCUACUUAAGAUGCUAAUAAAAUUAAUCUGUUUCUUCAAUUUUCCCCAAAAUGCGUGUUCGAAGAGAAAGUAGUCCAUGUGUAGCGUCUCUUUAAACAAUUGUUAGAAAUGUUGUGUUUUUUAAAAUAUGUAUUUAGGAGUAUGGAGCGUAGUAAGAUUUAAUGGCAAAAACCACCCCUUUGUCUUAAAGUGAAGUCAUAACUUUGAAUACCUUUUUUUCCAGAAUGGAACUAGAAUAGGGCAUUUCUAAAACAGAUGUAGUUAUGAGCCAAGCGCUGCACAGCACGUGCAGCACUGGCCUGAGUUUUCAGUGAAAAAUUUACAACUUUUGGAGAAUGUCAUACCAAUUCAUCAUAAUCUUAUAGUUAAUAAUCUGGGUUUUAAAGCAUAAAGUGCUUAAAUGCAAAAUGUUCAUUUUGGACCAGUCUUGGUCCUUGAAGGACAUCUGCAGAGCACCGUCCUAGUACGACACAAAUUUAAAUGCUGAUAUUGAGUCACAAGCAAAAGCAAUUUAUAAAUGGUCAAUAUACCCUGAGCCAAUGGUUUUGCUUGAAAAACAGUAUUGAUCAAAGGUCAUAAAUUGCCUGUGUAAGAUCAUCUAGGGAGAAAGCAAUCUAUAACAAUAACAUUGGUUGUCUACCUUGGAUCAAAUAUGGUAAGGGCAACAUGUCUUCAUCCGAACUGAGGGUACUCACAAAGAGGGUUGGACCCCUGUCUAAGAAUCUAAAGGUGCGCUCAUAAUACCCUGUUGGGAAGGCAGGGUUAUUCGUUGAGAGUGACAACUGUUUACCAAAUUUUUAAGAAUGAACUGGGAGUAUAAAUAAAUGGGAGCAACUUAACGUGUUAAAUGUAUGCCAUUCCACAACCUGAUCCAAAUGAGCCACCUUGCUUCAGGAAAAUAAGUAAGAUGAUAGAAUUUAACUCUAGGCCUGCUGCCCUUCCAUGCAUAAUUCAAGAGAGCAGAAUUCAAAGAGGGCAACUGAAUUGUAUCUGCAGACAAGAAGUUUGGGCAACAGUACAUUAACAGUCUUAGACUUGUCAGUGUUAAGUUUAAGAUAGCUCAGCUAAGCACCUUUAAAACUCCUUCAAAAUAUUUGAGAGAGAAAUGGAAGGCUGUUCAACAUAACAGUAAACCAUCGGCCUACACCCUAGGUCCUAUGCAAUUGAAUUAGAAAAUAAUGGCCAUGAGAAACCGUUCUAAGGUUCAAAAAGCAGUAGAGACCAGGAAUAACUUCACCUGCUCCAUUUAUGAUAUUGACCUCAUCUGUAAGUGGCCCAUGAUAGGGGACACUCAAGACCCCUAAUGCACUUUAGCUUACUGAAGUGCUUCAUGUGUUACGGGUGUAUCUGUUUUCAUUUUACAAAAAGUACAGAUUUAAAUAAAAAAUCUUGUUAAAUCCGUUGGCUAUCAGACAAUCCUGUUCUUUCUUAGUUUUGUUAGCUCAGUGGAGCUAAACUCAAGAGACAGACCAUUGCUCAGAGCACCUGCCUUGCAAAGACCUAUCAUUGAGCUGUUUUGUGAAGUCUUUUUUAUUAGGCAAUCACAGAAAACAUGGGUUUGGGGAAGAAGAGAGCAUGUAAAGGCUGCAGAUGUGAUUUGCACCAUUUACAGGCUGUAUAUACCCCCAAUGAAAAAAAUGCAUAAUUAAUUAAAUGCUUGUUUUCCGUGGGAGUAUAUCUACUAAAUAGUGUUUAUUUUUUAAUUUGGGCAGUGGGGUGUCUGUUAAACUCAAACCCUGGCUGUUGUAAAAGUGUAUAAAGCUUUAAUCCAAGUGCAGCCGUUGUCCUAAGUCCCAUUUAAUGUAGAGCCAUGUGCAUGAAAAGCUAAUUCACCUAUUAAAAAUGUUCUCUGCAUCAGUAGAAUGGAGGUGCAUAGAACAAUGUGAUUGCUGGGCCAUAUUAAGAUGACAAAUCAUAUUAUCUUUUGCGUCUCUACUGGGGACAAAUCCUCUUUGAUCUUAUUUUUUUUUUAAUCUUUAUUUUGUCGUGCAUAUAGAAUACAGAGAGGCAAGCAAUGCCACAACAGCUGUUGCUAGCCUAAUUAUCAACAUUCAGAGAUGUAACGAACUACGCUUUGCCACUGACUUUUGGAGAGGCCUGCUUGCCAGCCUUUUGCCCUGUGACUAUGGCCCCUGGGGUGUAUUGCCAUUUAAAAAGUAUAUUUGGGCUUAUGGGUUUUAAUACACUAUUUCUGCCCCAAGAAUAUGGGCCCUGCAAAAAGACAUGCUUAAAAAUGACUUCCAAGUGGAAAAUGUGCCUCUUCCCCUUCCACCGUUUUCCUGUCCUUUUGUUCUCCAGCAGGGCGUUGUCCCAGGGACACUGCCAGACCAGUUGAAACUGGCUGCUUUGUCCCUCCUCAAUCUCUCAUCAGCCCUUGCUAUUGCUUAACCACAUGGUGUUCCAACUGUAUUCGUGAGAUCUGAGCGCAUCUCGGACAUAUUGAGCGCUCAGAUCCACGCUAUCUUGGGAUAAUUUGAACAUAUAGGUUAAAAAGUUACGUAUUUUUAUGUAGUUUUUGUACUUGGAGAUAUUUCCUGUACCUGGAGAUAAUUGACAUACCACACAUUCACUUAAGCCAAUUAUCUCCAGGAUAGAGGAGAAUAUAGACCGGCUGCACAGCCUAAAUCUGUGUAACUGUUUUGGGCAUGAAAGCCAUGCUUAAAGUCGAUCAAAUAUGACUUCCAGCUAUCUUCCGAACCACUGGACCAAGUCGUAUGACUUUUGAAUAUGUUUGUUUACUGAUUAUGCUGGUUCGGAAAAUAUAACUUUUAUUAAAAUUACAUGUAUAGUUUUGAAGUUAUGAAUAUUGUGUAAAACUGUAUAUUUUCUGCCUGUGAUAAUUAACAGGCAGAGGGGAGGGUUUGUGUGCCUUAGCUGGGAGUGUCUGUCUGACUGUGCUGUACUGUAUUGAUUGGCUGUUGUAGCCCUGUGUCCUGUGUACCACAAGGUCCACGUGGGUGGUAACCUUGUUGGAAAAUGUGUAUAAAAGAAAGGCCUUUUGUGCUCAGUAAACAGACCUGCUUACCCCUUCAUGAAGUCUUGGCUCAUGUUUGGGGGGAUUGGAGAAUUGCCUACACUGCUAUAAUCACUAUACUCCCCAGAGUAAGCUCUUGUAAGAGCUGUUCCUUGUUCCCGCUCUCUGGAUUUAGGAGAGGUUCACCCACUGGAAGCUGGAACCCGGUCUUGGGUCCAGGGUGGGUGGAGGACGGCGAAACCCCAACCAAGCUGCGGCGGUUCGUGGGGUUGGCAGUGGUUGUGGUGUUGAGUGCGGUGCUGAUGGUCCUUGGCGAGCACUUGGAGCAUCGUUUGACUGAUCUACCCAGUCGGGGUGGCAGGCGUUCCGUCACAAGAGACAUUUGUAGGAAUCCAGUAACAUUGCAAAUUUUAUAUUAUUUAAGUACAUUAUGAAAGAUGUAGUAAAAUAAAACAGCCAGUUAGCCCUGUGUGAAUCUCCAGUUUAGGUGAUAACCACAGAGCGGUUUACCCCUUGCCCAAAGACUAUGUGAGUAGUGUAGAGGGGCCAAUCUUUUAACCGGCAGGGGAGAGUGGGAGGGAAAGAUAAUAGUGUGGAUACUUGGCAAUGAGGUGCGUUUAGCAUUAGUCACUAAGUGGUAAAGCUUCCGCUUGUUGUAAGCUCAUUGUGCUUGCCUAUGAGACUACGUGGAGUAACCGCCUAUUAGGUUGUUAAACUUUGCAAGGAAAGUAAACUUGGCAAAAAAGAAAAAAAAAACGAGAAAAGAAAAAUUAAAAAGAACAAAAAAAAACCGAAACAAACUCUGUGGUAGACAUGUUGUAUGAUAAUGGUGGAAUUCAGAGUCCGCUUGGGUGGAUCAGCCUCUACUUCCUCAGGUGGGUGGCCUGACAGGUGAGGCUCUCUGGUUUUCUCUCGGAGUAAAUUCACGAAUGGCUGCCGAGUUCAGCCGGGACAGGCCUAUUCCAGUUGGCAGUAAGGCCUGCAGUAUACCCGUUGAUUUUAGGUCCGAUUGCAGCUCCUGAUAUCUCUGUAGGAAGUCCCAUUAAGAGUAAACAAUACAGCUCGUGGUGUCUACCAUCUGUAGGAAAUCUCUCUGGCACAAAGGUGUUGCAGGAGAGGCUGCAAUGAUUUCCGCCAAGUUAGGGUGCUCUUGGUGAGAUCUGUGAAUACUGCUAGCGAGGAGCCCUCAAUCAGCAGGGGGAGGGUUUCCCUCGCAGAGCGGCAAGGACUGAGGCUUUAUCUGGGAGGGCUUGAAAUCCAAGUAUGAGGUCUGCAGUUGCUGGCGCUCUGGCUGGCUUUGGUAGCCGGAACUUACCAUCCAGCUUCAAGGAUUUCACCUGCUUUGGUGGGAGAAACACUCCAAGAAAAGCACCUUAUGUAGUGGGGUAGGUCAGCGAUUUCAGCUGACUCUGGUAUCCCCUGGACUUUCAGGUUGUAACGCCUUCUCUGAUCUUCUAAAGCAUCCAAUCUAUCUGAUGUGUUGGUCUGCUACCUUGGUGACUCUGGUGUCGUGAGUACUUGAGCAAGCAUCCAGCAGUGUGAUUUUUGACGCGGCCCCUUCAAUGGCCUCUUUAUAGCAGUCCAUGUCUACCGUCAGGUCUUUGACUAGCUCCGCCAGCAUCUUUUUAAGUUGGUCUGCAUUGACCGGGUCCCCGGCUUUCUGUGGUUUAAUUCUGCGGUAUGGCAUGGGCCCAAAAGAUGCUCCUUCCAAGAAAUCCGAGGCAAACUCCUCCUCCUAGAGGUCGUUGGCCAGCGCCAUUUUGGACCACGCGGCCUGCUGCUUACAUGUCGUCCAAGAACUUAAAAUCUCUGUUUAAGAACGAUAUUGGACGAUAGCUGAAAAUAGUUAUCCUUUUAAACACCAAAGAAUGUUGUCAACAAUCUUUCUCUAAAAAGAAUUCUUCCAGAAGGAAAUGCUUGACUCUAUGCUGCUUAACAUCUGCUGAUGUUAAGCAGGCAGGCCAAUCCUUGCUGGCUUUACACCUCCAAGGACUAGACUGUGACAGCAGUCUAUUAACAGUCUGGGAUAAUAUUUCCAGAAAACUACAUGGAUUUUAUUUAAUACAAAUGUAGUCAUAUUUGCCUUAAUUUUCCUUUCCUGACAAUUCUCAAUGGCAGCGUUAACUGUAGGUUAGCUCUGCCUCUUUAGUUGGGUAAAUUUGCAUUUAUUUUUUUCCUAUAUCACUUACCUCCACUUUGGCCCCUAGUCUGUGUAACACUAAAACACAUAUGGAAGAAAAACCAAUGCAGCCAUAGAUAAUAUCCAGGAAGAUAAAAUGACUGUAAGUAUUAAUUUUACUUGCCUGGCAAACCAUGGCAGCAUUAUUUGUUGGUUAAUUCCUGAUAGAAUUGCAGAGUAUGACACCAUCUAUCCCUGCAAACCUUCAUCAUCCUUCAAUAGUUGCACAAUUUGCAACUUCACUGACUCGUGUCCCAUCAAUGAUGACUGUUUUACUCCGCUAACUCUUUCCUGCAGUAUUCUAUCAAUAGACAUUCCAACUCACCUCCUGCUACGUUAAUUCAGCAAAAGGGUGGUGCUCUGAGGCUAUUGCCCACCAGUAUGCUAGUGACCAAGGGGCAUUUUCCCCUGCUACGGUUUCCAGCGCUUCACUAAUGAUGGAGAAUAAGAGUGAAAGUAAGGUAAGAAAGAAGCAUGAAUUGACCAUGAAUUUAAAAAUUGGAUGUUGACAAUGUUGUGAUUCUCUAGGAAUGGAAUUUCUGCUGUCUGUUGUGUACAUCUCAGUAGAGUAUUAAUGAGGCAGCACAGCACAUUCCAGGUUGAUUAAUGGCCUUGUGGUUUGUUUUUAUUUUUCUGUAACUAAUGUGUUUGUAACUCUUUAAUUUAGACCAAAGUGCAAACAGUACACUCAGUGCAGUACAACAGUACACAAAAACACUGGUUUUUGGAUGUCAGAAUGCAAAUUAAAUUAUGGUGUUUUUUUAUCUUUAUCAGGGUCACCGCAAGGUCAUUCUUUCCACCAACAUUGCAGAGACCUCUAUUACAAUUCCAGGAAUUAAGUAUGUGGUAGAUACAGGCGUGGUGAAGGCAAAGAAAUACAACCCAGGUAUGAUUCCAUAACUCAAGCGCUGUCACAGUCAUCCUUUGUAUAUUCUCCAUACACAUGAUUUUCUUCAAAUUGUGUCUCGUAUAAAAGUUAUUGUGUAAAUAUGCGGCCUGUAUGAGGAAAAUUACAAAUAUGCUGGAAGAUUACCCAUUCUGACUUAAAAGACCUUCAGGGAAAAAACACAUCUAAGAUAAUAGUCUUACCAUCAUAGGAAGAAAUGUAAUGAAAUAAAUAUCACAUAUGUUAAAUAUUAGGUUAGGAAGAAGAGGACACUACCAAGUGCAGGGAGAAGGUAAGCAAGGCCGCAAGGGUAAACACCACAUGAAUCUAGAACCAGAAAGGGGGGAAAAAAGAAAAUAAAUGUUACUCCAGGGUAAAGUUUGGAUAGUAGGAAGGAAGGCUAAAGAAAAUAAUAAAAUCUUUGAGACAACACUUAUAUUUAAAAUACAAAUGACCAGACAUAUAUGCAAGGGGUGUCCCUGACGAAAUGCUUGUUGGACAACAGUAGCACUUAAUGCACACUUAUUCCAAGUUCUCUGCCCUGCAUUUCUGAUUGUCUAGUAGUAGGGGUGUAUGUAGGCACACAACCUUCUAGUGUGUGCCUAGAAUCUGGGUGUAACUAGAGCGAUUUUCUCUCUCAAUGCACCCAUGUAAGAUAGUCUGUUUCUACAUGUACUCGGGAUUGUAGGGUAUAUCUAAUGACACUGUUACUCUAUCGUUAUACCUAUUCACACCUUUCUUCAGAAUGUACUGGGGUAGUCUCAGGAUUUAUCGAUGACAAUUGCUACAGUGAUGUUAUUUAGAGCUGUUGUUUACAGAUUUUGGUAUUUAUGACUCCUGUUACUCUGAUUUACAUCCCACAUUUAAACAAUCUGUUGAGGAAUGACUGCACAUCCUUUAGAGCCCUCUAUUGGGGAACAUUACCAGGUUUAGUGGGUAAACAUUUAGUUAACAUCUCCAAAAUUCCUUUUUGUGGAGAUUAGUCUGUUUACUGUUCUUUCCCUAUGAUGUCUCUUUAGAUAUUCUUUGUUGGACUCUAUAUCCUACUUAUUUUUUGAGCAUCCCUGGGACAGUGUUUUACAUUUGGAAUUUUUUUGUUUUAUUUUUUAAUUUAAAUAUUUUGAGAUUUCUGCAAACAUUAUAUAAUGAAUGUCUUAACAAUACAACUGAUUUAUUUUCCAUGUCUUCCUAGAGAGUGGUCUUGAGGUGCUAGCUGUUCAGAAAACUUCUAAAGCACAAGCUUGGCAGCGCACAGGGAGAGCUGGACGAGAGGACAGUGGGAUAUGUUAUAGACUCUACACGGAAGACGAGUUUGAUAUGCUUGAGAAAAUGACCAUUCCCGAGAUACAGAGGUAUGUAUUAAAGCUAUUUAGAGUUUUCACUUUUUCUGUGUGUGUAAUAUAUUCCUAUGUAAGGGGAUUGCUAUAUGCAACUUUAAAAAAUAAAGAAAUGAUUAGGAAUCCAUAAUUUUUUUUUCAAAGUUAAUGCUUGUUUUUUUGAAACUGAAAACAAAUGCCUUGAUUUCAGUGAGAUAGAAUGUUAAAGUGGACAUUUGUGAAAGUUUUUCUGUGUUUUUCCAGGUGUAAUCUCGCCAGUGUGAUGCUGCAGCUUCUUGUCUUGAGAGUACCGAAUAUCCUUACCUUUGAUUUCAUGUCCAAGCCCUCUCCUGGUGAGUAUGUACAAAGCAUUAAUCAUAUACAAGCCAAUACCUGCUUAACCCUUUACACCAGUAUUCUUCAAAAAUGCAUUCCAGCUACUGUCAUGUUCUUGUCUAUGUAGUACUUUACUGUUCGUAAGCUCCUAUUAAAUUGCGGGAUGACAUUUUUUUUUCUUUUCAGUCAGCAAUUCAUUUUUAUUUAUUUUUUAUUUUUUUUACUGUCAUUUCACUGGUGAAAGUACCAUAAUGAGAGAGAAGCAAUUUUAAAUUUUUUUCAAAAUAUUUUUUGUCUGUUUUUGAAAUAAAGUACAUUGAUAGAAAUGUUUUUUUGAUAUUUGUGGACAUUGCAGUACACAAAGUUAAUAGUGGCUUUAAACCUGUUUGCUUAUAUCACAGACUCUGUACGGGCUGCCAUUGAGCAGCUGGAUCUGUUGGGUGCUGUGGAAAGGAAAGAGGACCAGGUCAUCCUAACACCACUGGGGAGGAAGAUGGCUGCUUUUCCAUUAGAGCCUAAGUUUUCCAAGGUAGCUGUGGUAGUAUUACUUUGUUUUCAACUCCUUAGCAUGUCUCUACAUAGUGGGGUGUAUUCAGUAAACUAGAACCUGUGGAGAACUGACAAAAAAGUUUUCGUUUAGGCCAAGAUAUCCAAAAUCUAUAGUGUACUUGGAAAUCCUUUCCAUCUCCACAAUUUUGCAAUUGUUUUGUCAGGUUUACACAAUUCCUAGUAUAUAAAUAAAGUACUUGACAAAAUGUACGUUUGUUCUUGAACGCCAAAUGUCUGAUUUUUGACUCUCACCAAUAGCUGCAUAGCAUAGGGAAGGCCACUUGAUUGUCAUUUUGGAAAGGUGUGUGAUUUAGAUUUUUACUUUUUAUUGUUAUUAAUACAUAUUAAUGGAUAAAUUGGCUAGUGCAUAGCCAAAGUGACAUUUCCCUAGAAUUUCUGAUAGUAUAUUUACUUUUUAUAAAUAUGUAUUUCUGAAGUGUGAAAAGUGUAAUUAAGUGUAGAAAUCCGCACUGCUUUAUCCUGCAACUGGGCACCUCCAUCUUUGCUCCCGUUGUCCUUACGAGGUCUGUCUUUUGUACCUGGCAGCCAGCAUAGAGAGAGAAACCUUUCUUAAUUUUUCUUGCUUUGCUGUAUUACCCUGGCUGUGUCUAAAUAAACAGGGUUGUGAUGGAAUUUACUAAAUCUUCAAUAUAAAUUUAAAAGGAAAUCAAGCAUCACAUAAAAAUGAUUAAACGCUGUUCUAGAUGGUUUUCAUGGUUUUAUUCCAGGGGCAUUGCUAGUGUCAAAUGAUACUUGGGGCUUUGGACCACUUCCCAAAGGUCCAAACGCUAUCCUUUAACACCUGCAAGAUAUGCCUCUAGACAUCACAUAGAUAAACACGCACACAAACAAAUACAUAAACACACAUUCACAGAUGCAUACAUAACAUAAACACACACUAAAAAUUAAAUAUUUGUUCAAAUAUCUCUACCUAUACCUUAUGCCACUAUGCUCUGUGUCGAGGGCGGGGGGGAAGCAAAUGGUCAAAUCAUGCAGGGUCUGUGACUGCAAGCUUCUAUAGCAAAUACAGAGUGAGUUAUUCGGGGCAAUGAGCUGCCUGCUCUGCCCUGUUCUGCUUCCUGAUCUCUUUAGCCCCUGAAUAUAUUGAGUGGUUAGAUGUAUAUGUAGUUCCUGAUUCUCUGUGGGUUACUGCUGCCAAGCAGCUCUCCCUCCCCUAUCUCUCCUCUAUCAAUGAUAGAGACCUGGGGGGUCAGGGAGGGCCGGACCGCCAAGCUGGAUGGCAGCAUGCACGCUAAGUGGGGACCAGUGGGGGUGAUCCUGGUCCUCACCCCAAGGCCCUAAAGAAGACAUGGCGGCUGAAGCUAGGGGGCCUAACAGCCAUGCCUAAGAUGGCGGACUCCAUGUGCACAGGAGACAUGGGGAAAAACAGCUCACUCCCCGCACUCACAGCUGACACUGCAACCCCUGCCUCCAGACCCUGCUAUACAGGGAAGCGGGAUUACCUUUACCCACUAACACAGCCACUCAAGUCAGCGAUGUCAGCGGCUGCCCUGGGGGGAUGGGGCUACACAACAGACCGGCCAUUGCCAUAUGGAGGUACCGAGUCUACCACCAAGCGUGUCACCUCAGCUGCGAGACAGACCUCCCACUCUGCCUGCAACAGCACGACCCCUGCAGCGGCAGCCGUGUGUGGAUGAUGCCGGACCCCCCAUCGCGGCUGACACCGGUCCCCAGGGGACCAAGCGGGACAAGCACUCCGUACCACAGCUGCAACCCCAGGGAAGCCGGCGAACGGCUCAGAGAGCGGCAGGGCUGGACUGUGUUUUGCUGCCUGUUCUGGUGGACACUCACCCACUGCUGCAUGAAACGGACAGAGCAGGUAUCAGAUAGCAGCGGAACUCCCCCUGUAUUUGAGGUCUCAGCAACACCACGACUGCUCCCCACUGAGGCAGCACUGGUAGUUCCUAACGGCCGGGAUGAAAACGGCAUUAAAGCGACAUCACAAGACCUAGCCUGAAUACCAAUUAUAACCAAACUACACUAGCCUGUUGGUAAAGCUACUGCUAUAUAUUUGCAUCAAGCAACCUUUCAUAUCUAGCAAGUAUUUUGUGCAUAAACUUAAUCUUGGUAAAGCGAAUAGAUGUGUAUGCUUAGCUUAAUCAGUUAUGCAAAUCAUCACUAUAUCAUUUUCUUGUCUUCCUCAUAUCUCAAACUUGUUUAAAAAAAAAAAAAAAAAAGUACAGCAUCUCGUGACUACCCAUACCAACUGUUAAUGAUGAUCUCAUGCGUUGAACAAGUCAGUGUUUAUGCCUGUAAUUUACUCUGCACUCAAAAAUAUAGACUUUAAAAAAAAACCAAAAAAAAAAACGUUAUCUAUUAUAUCACUAAGCACUCUAAUGCUGUUCUCCUUACAGACUAUCCUGGUUUCCUCAAACUUUCACUGCACUGAAGAGAUUUUGACAAUAGUCUCUCUGCUGUCAGUGGACAGUGUUCUCCAUAACCCUCCUGCUAAACGUGAUGAAGUACAAGCCUCUAGGAAGAAGUUCAUUUCUAGUGAAGGUGACCAUAUCACUUUGCUCAACACAUAUCGCGCCUUCAAAAACCUGGGUAAAAAUAAGGUAAAAUCCUUUACAUUGUUUUGUAACAUUGUUCAGACAGUAUAUUUCCAAAAAGAUUAUUUAUAUCUUACCAAACUAUACCAAUGAAGCUAUAUUUACCAUUUGAUGGGACCAUUUUUCACCAGUUUCAGUUUUGAAAUUGUAUCACAUUUUUAUCAGGACGGCAAAUGUACUUCGAUCUUGUUUUAUUAGGUAUAUACCUUUUAAUGUGUUCUACAUUUGUAAUUGUAGGAAUGGUGCAGAGAGAACUUCAUCAACUCCAGGAAUAUGCUGCUGGUUUCAGAGGUCCGUUCCCAGCUCAGGGACAUUUGUAUAAAGGUAUUUGCUCCCCUUUUCAUGUUGAUUUGUAUGCAUGUGUUUUCAGUACAAACAAACAUGUAUUCCAGAAAUCGGAACAUAACAGAAGAAUAUUAUGAUUGGACGGCUGCAAAACGUUCCUUAUGGUAUUUGUACGUUAAUUUUGAUGAUAACCAUUUGUGUCUUAUGCAAAUUUUUUCAUAUUACUUGUUUUUCUACAUUUAUUGACUAUUUUUGUAUUAUUUAUGUACAGAUGUGUAUAUACCCCUUUAUUCUCAGUAUAUAAACUUCUAAACAAGUUAUGUCUAACAUAAUCAGAUGUAAAGUAUAUUAACACAUCUCCCAUCCUACUUAACGAUGGGAGAUAUGUGUUAAAACAUCAUCUUGAUCUGUAAUAAUAAAUUCACAUAUGCUUUCCCCUUAAGUAAAUACAAUAAAAACUGUCAAGAAGCUUCUGUCGCUACCAUAUUUGGUUUUUAUAUCCAUGCCAAUACAGUGAAUCUGAUUUGUCUUUAUUUUACAGCUAUCAAUGCCCAUUGAGUCUUCAAGAACAGACACUCGAAAUAUCCGCCAGUGUCUGGCUCACGGCCUGUUUAUGAAUGCAGCAGAGCUGCAGCCUGAUGGAACCUACACCACAGUGGACACUCACCAACCUGUUGCCAUCCAUCCUUCUUCAGUUCUUUUCCACUGCAAGCCAGCCUGUGUCAUUUACAACGAGCUCCUUCAUACAUCUAAAUGUUACAUGAGAGACUUGUGUGUUGUGGAUGCAGACUGGCUGUUUGAGACAGCUCCAGAAUAUUUCAGAAGGAAAUUAAAAAGUUGCAAGAAUUGA
This is a messenger RNA of Pelobates cultripes (western spadefoot toad), 21182 nucleotides long. NCBI's taxonomy places the organism in Eukaryota, Metazoa, Chordata, Amphibia, Anura, Pelobatidae. The record is from the annotation of a GenBank genome assembly.